AGGCGCACCACCAUGACACUCAAAGAAACCGUCACUACUGCGAACCCCGGAUAAUGAUGUGUCGCAGGAAGAGGAGCGCAUACGUAGAAGCAAUCAACGAAAAUGCGCCAUGACGGUUGUGAUUCGUUGUUCUGCUCGGCCCGUCUCUGCGCAAUUUGUCCUUGCGAUUAUGGCUCCCCAUUAUCCAUGGAUGGCAUCACGAAACCAUGGAGGUGGGUAUAUUGUAUAUACUCUGUACACAGCACCAAGCCGUAUUGCGCCCCUCUCUGCCUCCUCUGCCUCCUCUUUAUCUGCCGUGGUGACACCUUGAUUGGCCCUUUCCUCUUCUCCUGGACCUUAUUUUCCCUCUCCGCAACGCCUAUCUAUGAUUCGCUCACCUCCCCUUUCUCCUACAGCCGCCAGUGCACCACUGCCCACGCUCCCUCUCCGGUACCGAGUUGGCUCGCCAGCGCACACAUGCAUGCAUACAGACACACCCACGCCUGCACGUGGUGUCCCUUCAGAAACGGGCAGUGGCUGUCCGAAUGCAGCCGGAGGUCCGUCUUCACGUCCCGGGGACCUCAUCGACCUGUCUGAGACGGUCCUGAAACGGCCGUCGUACACUGAAAAGCGGCUUGGUCAAGCUCCGCAUCGACUUCACGCCAUCGCA
Westerdykella ornata is the source of this 649-nucleotide messenger RNA. RefSeq lists its product as uncharacterized. The record is from RefSeq and is a predicted model, not a curated record. Bases 103 to 576 code for a protein of 157 amino acids. The transcript has a single exon. NCBI's taxonomy places the organism in Eukaryota, Fungi, Ascomycota, Dothideomycetes, Pleosporales, Sporormiaceae.